AUGGCUGAACAAUUCUACACUGUGACAUCGGAUAGUGAAACCACUGGGGAGGAUCAAGCACAGCAAUCAUUCCCUGAUGUUGCUAUCGGCAUUGAUAUUGGCACUUCAAGAUGCAGUGUUGCUGUUUGGAAUGGUCAUCAAGUGCAGCUGCUGAAAAAUACCCGAAGCCAGAAAGGGAUGAGGUCAUAUGUCAUGUUCAAAGAUGACACCCUUUCAGCUGGUGUUACUGGAGGAGCAACCAAGGAACACGCACACGAGGAACGAGAUAUCUUGUCAGGAAGUGCAAUAUUCAAUAUGAAACGUUUAAUUGGGAGAAUGGACACUGAUGAAGUGGUUCAAGCUAGCAAGACCCUCCCUUUUCUUGUGCAGACAUUGGGCAUUGGUGUGAGGCCAUUCAUUGCAGCCCUAGUCAACAAUAUGUGGCGGUCCACAACUCCUGAGGAAGUUCUUGCCAUCUUUCUGCUUGAAUUGAAGGCCCUGGUGGAAAUGCAUCUCAAACAUCCAGUCCGGAACGCGGUUCUAACCAUUCCAGUUGCAUUCAGUCGGUUCCAACAGACCAGGAUCGAGAGAGCAUGUGCAAUGGCUGGACUGCAUGUGCUGAGGCUUAUGCCAGAACCCACCGCUGUUGCGCUUCUGUACGCUCAGCAGCAGCAGCAGCUUCUGCAUGACAUCAUGGGAAGUGGCAUCGAGAAAAUUGCCCUGGUAUUCAACAUUGGUGCUGGUUAUUGCGACGUUGCGGUGUCUGCCACUGCUGGAGGUGUUUCCCAAAUAAGAGCACUUGCGGGUUGCACCGUUGGUGGGGAGGACAUUCUUCAGAAUGUUAUGCGCCACCUCCUACCCAAUUUUGACAGCUUAUAUGGUAAUGCUGGUCAAACAAUGGACAGAAUCAAGUCAAUGGGUUUACUGCGUAUCGCAACUCAGGAUGCGAUACACAAACUGGCCUCCCAGGAAAGCGUUGAGAUCAAUGUUGAUUUAGGGGGAGGCCAUAAGGUGUCCAAGGUUUUAAACCGUGCAGAAUUUGAGCAAGUGAAUCAGGCGAUCUUUGAGAAAUGUGAGAGGAUCAUCAAGCAAUGCUUGGCAGAUGGGAAGCUAGCACCGGAAGACAUUGAUGACGUGAUCCUGGUAGGAGGAUGCUCCAGAAUUCCCAAGAUCAGAAGCCUCGUCCUGGGAUUAUGCAAGAAGGAAGACUCCUACGCGAGCAUAGAUGUUCUGGAAGCUGCUGUUUCAGGUGCCGCCCUGGAAGGGGCCAUUGCUUCAGGAGCCACUGACACUUCAGGGAGCUUAGACCUGCUGACCAUCCAGGCCACCCCGAUGAACCUCGGGAUCCGUGCCGACGGUGAUGGCUUUGCCGCGAUCAUUCCAAGGAACACUGCAGUUCCUGCGAGAAGGGAGAUGCUGUUCACAACAACUCGUGACAAUCAGACGGAGGCCCUCAUUGCUGUCUACGAAGGUGAAGGCAAGGAGGCGGAAGCGAACCAUCUGCUGGGGUACUUCAAGAUCACCGGCAUUCCUGCAGGAGCCAAGGGGUCUGUCGAAAUCAAUGUGUGCAUGGACAUCGAUGCGGCCAACGUCCUGAGGGUGUUUGCUGGCGUUGUGAAGCCGCAGGGCGAGGCUGCCCCGCCGUUCAUGGAGGUGAGGAUGCCCACGCUCGAUGACGGGCAUGGCUGGUGCGGGCAGGCACUGGCCAAGAUGUAUGGUAGCGACCUCGACCUGGCCCUUCUCCUCCCAAAGAAGGUCCAGCCGUAA
Messenger RNA from Lolium rigidum, 1746 nucleotides. RefSeq names its product heat shock 70 kDa protein 8. Gene Ontology annotation, cellular component: cytoplasm. The transcript has a single exon. Lineage: Eukaryota; Viridiplantae; Streptophyta; Magnoliopsida; Poales; Poaceae. The record is from RefSeq and is a predicted model, not a curated record. Gene Ontology annotation, molecular function: heat shock protein binding; ATP-dependent protein folding chaperone; ATP hydrolysis activity. Bases 1 to 1746 code for a protein of 581 amino acids. Gene Ontology annotation, biological process: cellular response to unfolded protein; protein refolding.